This is a messenger RNA of Homalodisca vitripennis (glassy-winged sharpshooter), 956 nucleotides long. Its product is annotated as E3 ubiquitin-protein ligase MARCHF5-like. The record is from RefSeq and is a predicted model, not a curated record. The transcript is spliced from 2 exons. NCBI's taxonomy places the organism in Eukaryota, Metazoa, Arthropoda, Insecta, Hemiptera, Cicadellidae. Bases 53 to 889 code for a protein of 278 amino acids.
CAACUUAAAUUAUAGUUCCUAUUAAGAUUUCCUUCAGAAUAACGCAGUGCUAAUGCCAAUACAACGGCAGGAAACAUCUCCCGGGAGACCGACAAAGUACGCUAUGUUGAGAAGGUGCGAUAUUUGUUAUAGGGAAAUGCCCGACUUCGAUGAGAGGCUGGAAGCCGUAUGUCUUUGUGAGGGAAUUGAAACACAGUUCCACUAUCGCUGCCUGUGUAACAAAAUACGGCAAUUUGAAGCUGCGAAUCCUGGAGUCAACGCAACGUGUUGGGUUUGCAAUUCACCUUACAACAUUUUUCCGAAAAAGGGGUACAUGAUCAACUUUGUAGAGGUCUCUGGAAGCAAAAUAAUCACCUGGCUAGAUUUCUACACUCAUGUCGUGUGUGUUUACGUGUUUUCUGAGGCGGCACUCACUACGUACGGUCUCAUGGCGCUUGCUUACAUCUAUGGGACAGAGGGGGCCAAGAAGAUUGUACUGUCCCUGCAUCCAAUAAUUGCUGUGACGCUAUGCAUGAGCAUACCCUACUCUGCCAUUUUCAUAGAUAUCUUUCCAUGGGAGGAGAUGGUGUUGUAUGGCUUACGCAGAUGCUCUAACUUACCAGUUAUCGGAAGAAUCUUUCCGGAAGAAUUUCCAAAUGCUAUACAGGAAGAGCCUAGGAAUACGUCUUACUAUCAAAUCGUCGGAGGAGGAAUGAUGCUGCCUGUUUAUGCUAAACUCGUGGGAGAUAUUUGGUUUAGUGGCACUGACUCAAUAUUGCACCGCCUGGUACUUGGCGGCAUUGCGUUCAUUGCUGUCAGAGGGAUCCUGUUAAUGUACGGAAGGCAAAAGUCCUAUAUACGAACUAAUACUAUGUCAAUUACCACCAGAUAUCGAGCUCGACAGUGGUAAUCAGAAGAGAAAUGGUCGCAAAAGCACUCUUCAUCAACAAAUGUUAGUAAAUUGAUUCAAAUAUUCA